This is a messenger RNA of Zymoseptoria tritici IPO323, 1862 nucleotides long. RefSeq lists its product as uncharacterized. Gene Ontology annotation, molecular function: GTPase activator activity. The transcript is spliced from 4 exons. The coding region runs from base 236 to 1573 and encodes 445 amino acids. Lineage: Eukaryota; Fungi; Ascomycota; Dothideomycetes; Mycosphaerellales; Mycosphaerellaceae. The record is from RefSeq and is a predicted model, not a curated record. Gene Ontology annotation, cellular component: endoplasmic reticulum membrane. Gene Ontology annotation, biological process: endoplasmic reticulum to Golgi vesicle-mediated transport; positive regulation of GTPase activity.
ACGCAAACAGGCCCGGUGAACACGUCAGACGAACCGGCUGCGGUGCAUUGCCCGGGUUAGGCAGUUGAAUAGACGAGUCUGUCUUCGUCAUUGGCGGGAAAAGACAUGCGCGACAUCACAAUCUCCUGCCUGCUUCGCCUGACGUUGCCGCCAAGUACCUACCUUACUCCUUCAAGGUCGAUGGGUAAAACAGACUCGUUGUUGAACCAGUCAGCUCCGUGGAGCUGAAGACUCCAUGGCGGCUUCGGCAUCUGCAUCCUCCUCCCUGAAGUGGAGUGGCAGCCGCAUCGCUUCCCAAGGACCGACCGAGACAGCGCCGCUCUCCGCAUCCCCAGCAUACAGCAAGAAGACAUUCUCAGCAGACGAACAACAGAAAGUUGCGGCCAUCCAGGAGGCAUGUCGGAAACACGACCUCGACGUACUCGCUGAGCUUGCAUCUACCAACGGAGGACUUGUGGACGACCAAGUCCGCCGCAUAGCAUGGCCCUUGUUGCUGGGAUGUGACUCUAGUCGGCACGGAUGGAACGUUGAGUGGGAUGUUCUCCCAGUCCACCGUGAUGAGGAACAAGUGGAGCUCGACGUCCAUCGCUCAUUCGUGUACUACCCAGAAAACGAGUCUGACACUCGCAUGACAGCUCGCAAACGAGAGCUCUCCAAUGUCAUCACAGCAGUCCUACGUCAACAUCCCAUCCUCUGCUAUUUCCAAGGCUAUCACGACAUCAUCCAAGUCCUGCUGCUCGUCCUGGGAGCCGAAGCCGCAGGCCCGGCAGCUGUCCGGCUGUCAUUGCUGCGCAUUCGCGAUUUCAUGCUUCCGACUCUAACCGGCGCUGAGGCCCAUCUCCACCUUCUACCCGCGAUACUCUACAACGCGGACGAAGAGCUUUACCGACACCUCUCCGGGGCCACGAAACCGACGCCAUUCUUCGCUCUUGCUGCGACACUAACGCUGUACGCGCACGACAUCGAAGAGUAUGGCGAUAUCGCACGCCUGUUCGACUACCUUCUCGCCAGCGAAGCCGCUGCACCGGUCUACCUCUUUGCUACCAUCAUCCUCUCCCGUAAAACCGAACUCCUCAAAAUCGACCACGAUGAACCCGAAAUGCUCCACUCCAUCCUCUCCAAACUCCCCAAACCCCUCAACCUCGAGUCCCUCAUCCAAUCCACCCGCACGCUCUUCACCUCCUAUCCUCCUACUCGCCUCCCAAAUCGUGUAUGGCGAAACAUCAGCGCGAACAGCGUCCUCAAAACCACACAGUCCCGUUCGCAUCUCGCGACACAGACCCUGCAAGACGGAGAGCGAUAUUUCCACCUCCACGCCACUGAGAUCGCGCGGGCUGAUCGGAUGAAUGAACUUCGUCAGUGCGUCCGGACGUUGGCGUGGAAGUACAGACGCCCGGUAAAGUGGACCGGCGCGGCAGUAAUGAUUGCCGUCGUGGCGUUGUACUUUGGUGGAUCGAAUGGCGCAGCAGGCAGUGGGAGCAGUGCUGCAGCGGCAUUGCGGACCUGGAGUCUCACGGCAUUGAAGCAGGGUUUGCGAAUGCUGGAGGGACUGGCAGGAUUUCGAGAGGGAUGAAGUUGAGGUUACGCGCGCGUUGUGGUUUGGGAGUGCGAGGGAGAGACGGUCCGGUCGCUCCGGUUUGUGACAUAUUGCACGAGUUUUGUGCCGUGGUAUUGCGACAGUCGACAAAUUUUCGACGGCGGCUAGGAAGACAGUGGCACGGCAGACGCGGAACGUGGGACUGGGACUGAAAGGAGAUGAAUGCACUGUACGGCACUUGAGCCCUUGGGCGAAUUCUGUCACACGGUCACAGCAGGAGGGAAAUGACAAAGCCGGCGGCACAGACGAUACACAUCACUCACCG